Messenger RNA from Astrephomene gubernaculifera, 1272 nucleotides. The record is from the annotation of a GenBank genome assembly. NCBI's taxonomy places the organism in Eukaryota, Viridiplantae, Chlorophyta, Chlorophyceae, Chlamydomonadales, Astrephomenaceae.
CUAUGAUGCGCCCUUGUUUUGUACGUGAAGCCUGCGACACAUGCAGGCUCCCAGUGUUAGCGCAUGCAGGAAGUACAAAGCUUUGGUAAUAUGUUGAAGUUUGACUAAUACAGUUCCAAAAUUAAGCGCCUCCUGCACGCAAAAGCGGACGUGCUUGCAUGCAGCUGCGGACAGAUAACAUGGUAGCCGCGCAUGUACGUGCAGCAAGCAUCUAUGUAUGCUUACAAACGACCUACAGCUUAGAUACACUUUGAGUUUCGUCCACAGUUAGCUGCGCUGGCUGCGGCCCCCGUCGCCGGUUGGUCAAGGAACGGGGCCUUGAGCCUUGGGGACGCUGCUAUCCGACCCAAAUCGUGCUUUACCUCGCGCCCGUCGACUACUCGUCAGGCUCCUCCUAUGGUCGUCCACCCCUCAUAGCACACCACCUUUUACGCGCUAUGAAGCUGCAUGGGGCAGCUUGUAGCUCGCCUAUGGCAACUGAUCAGCUGGACCCAAAAAUCAUGUUCACCCCCCAUCUAAGCCCCUAAACUCCCCCUAGUUGGGUGCUACCGGGUAUUAGGCCGCGGCUGCAGCAGUUGAGGGCGAUUGGUGUUACUGCGACAGCACCAGCAGCUACCAGCAAGCAGGAACGCAAGGCGGUUUACUACUUCACGGAGAGUAGAGGCGAAGGCAGCGGCGGCGCCUGUCUCAUUACAUGCUUCCGCGCCCGCACCUGCAUCACCCCCAUCAUCCGCAGCACUGCCCCCCGCCACAACAACAUCAGUUCCGCCAUCAUCCCCGUCAGCCCAAGCUAAGCAGCAGCCCGCGGCUGUCCCACGGGUCACUCACCUCCCCGUUACAUGCAGCCCCAGCCCCUCUAGCCUCCAUCCAGCCACCCAGCCCGGCUCCCCAACCAUGCCGUACCCACCGAGUCGUACUUCCCAUCGGGCUGUCGUCGUACUGUCGUACGGCACCCGCAAGCCGGUUGCUACUGCUGCCAGCUGCCGCGCUGCCGUACAGUUUGGGUUUGCUGCAGCUGCCUGCUCCCGUUCCCUCCGCCACCUCCCUGCCUGAGGACCCGCCGCUGCGGAGCGAGCUCAUUGACCUCACUGCCGAUAUAAAGCGUUGCGGAACGUGGCAGCAACUGAGGAGGCUUUACUGGAGGCACCGGACGAGGCAGGGCGCAGUCAACGUGGUAUCGUACUUCACUCGUCUGGCGGCGCUACUGCCUGACCUCCCAGCCCUGCUACUGCCGCUCGGCGACGGCGGCGAUGCGGAGGAAGACGAAGCGGC